AUGUCUACCUUUUCUGCUUCUGAUUUCAACUCAGAAAGAUAUUCAUCUUCAAGACCUUCUUAUCCCUCCGAUUUUUACAAGAUGAUUGAUGAAUACCACGACGGAGAAAGGAAAUUACUCGUAGAUGUUGGCUGUGGACCAGGUACUGCCACUUUACAAAUGGCUCAGGAGUUAAAACCAUUCGAACAAAUUAUCGGAAGCGAUCUCUCCGCUACCAUGAUUAAGACUGCAGAAGUAAUAAAGGAAGGAAGUCCUGAUACAUACAAAAACGUUUCAUUUAAGAUUUCUUCAAGUGAUGAUUUUAAAUUCCUAGGCGCGGAUUCAGUAGACAAACAGAAAAUUGAUAUGAUUACCGCAGUAGAAUGUGCUCAUUGGUUCGAUUUCGAAAAAUUUCAGCGAUCUGCUUAUGCCAAUUUGAGAAAAGAUGGUACUAUCGCUAUUUGGGGUUAUGCGGACCCAAUUUUCCCGGACUACCCUGAAUUUGAUGAUCUGAUGAUUGAAGUUCCUUACGGGAAGCAAGGACUGGGACCCUAUUGGGAACAACCGGGGAGAUCUCGCCUUCGUAAUAUGCUGAAAGACUCUCACUUAGACCCAGAACUUUUCCAUGAUAUACAAGUUUCAUAUUUUUGUGCAGAAGAUGUGAGAGACAAAGUAAAACUCCACCAGCAUACAAAGAAGCCAUUGCUAAUCAGAAAGCAGGUCACCCUAGUGGAGUUUGCAGAUUAUGUCAGAACCUGGAGCGCUUACCAUCAGUGGAAGCAGGAUCCAAAGAACAAAGAUAAAGAAGAUGUAGCAGAUUGGUUUAUUAAAGAGUCACUAAGGAGGAGGCCGGAACUUUCCACCAACACCAAAAUUGAAGUUGUUUGGAAUACUUUUUACAAACUUGGCAAAAGGGUCUGA
Messenger RNA from Saccharomyces cerevisiae S288C, 900 nucleotides. It is a transcript of the gene TMT1, whose product is annotated as trans-aconitate 3-methyltransferase. Gene Ontology annotation, cellular component: cytoplasm. The transcript has a single exon. Gene Ontology annotation, molecular function: trans-aconitate 3-methyltransferase activity. Lineage: Eukaryota; Fungi; Ascomycota; Saccharomycetes; Saccharomycetales; Saccharomycetaceae. The record is from RefSeq and is marked reviewed. Bases 1 to 900 code for a protein of 299 amino acids.